AUGUCAGGACGCGGAAAGCAGGGAGGCAAAGCUCGCGCCAAGGCCAAAUCGCGGUCGUCUCGCGCCGGCCUGCAGUUCCCGGUGGGCCGAGUGCACCGGCUGCUGCGCAAGGGGAACUACGCCGAGCGGGUGGGGGCCGGCGCGCCGGUGUACCUGGCGGCGGUGCUGGAGUAUCUGACGGCGGAGAUCCUGGAGCUGGCGGGGAACGCGGCCCGAGACAACAAGAAGACGCGCAUCAUCCCUCGCCAUUUGCAGCUAGCCGUGAGAAAUGACGAAGAGCUCAACAAGUUACUUGGGGGUGUCACCAUUGCUCAGGGCGGCGUCCUGCCCAAUAUCCAGGCGGUCUUGUUGCCCAAGAAAACGGAGAGUCACAAGCCUGGCAAGAACAAGUAAUUAGGAAGGUCGAGACCGUCCCCACUAACCCCAAAGGCUCUUUUAAGAGCCACCAAAACGUCAACGGAGGGGCUGAUAACGGAAUAGCGCAUUAGCUCUUUUUUUGAAAACUUGGGUGGCUCUAAAAAGAGCCUUUGGUCUUUGGCUUGUCAGGGUUUUAUUUGCUUUUGGCUUUGUGGCUUUC
Molecule: messenger RNA, 577 nt
Organism: Enhydra lutris kenyoni (northern sea otter)
Lineage: Eukaryota; Metazoa; Chordata; Mammalia; Carnivora; Mustelidae
Product: histone H2A type 2-B
Exons: 1
Coding region: 1-393 (130 amino acids)
Cellular component (GO): nucleosome
Molecular function (GO): protein heterodimerization activity; DNA binding; structural constituent of chromatin
Source: RefSeq, a predicted model, not a curated record